Molecule: messenger RNA, 2217 nt
Organism: Bolinopsis microptera
Lineage: Eukaryota; Metazoa; Ctenophora; Tentaculata; Lobata; Bolinopsidae
Exons: 14
Coding region: 1-2217 (738 amino acids)
Molecular function (GO): protein binding
Source: RefSeq, a predicted model, not a curated record
AUGACAGUGGAAGGAACUACAGAUAACAUAUUUGAGGCUGAAUGUGGAACAAAUGGAGGGGAGAUAGUUUUAAAGAAAUGCUACCCUUCGUGUUCGGUAACUGAGAUUCCCAACCCUAACGCCAACACCAUCGUUAGUGCCGUAGGAAGUCAGACCGGAACCAAAGUUGCAUGGGGUGAAGAGGUGGAAAUUAAUUGUUCUAGUGACGACUAUGUCAUGGCUUUCGAUGUAACCAAAAGAGCAAUUGGGUCUUAUGCUGAGUGUAAGACAGAUCCUAACGAUAAUACAAAAGUAGAAUUGAAGGAGGCAGGAACACAUGCUGGCGAAGAUUGGUGUGCUGCUGUCCCAAAGUUGGGUGCACCAACAGCGUCAACCGGAUCGUACACCUUUACAGCUUCUGUGGUAUUGCCUUCAGACAGAGAUACAUUUGAUGAUUGGAAGAUAUACGAAGUGCAAGUCGCGGACAGUACUGGUGAUAUAAUUUGCACCAUUACUACUAUCAACGCAGACUCCGAUACUUACGAUUGCCCGUACACUCUAUCUACUUCUGAUGCUGAUUGGAAAGCCAAAUUAAAAGAUGGUUUCUCACUGCAUGUCUAUCAUAUCAUAUAUCCAAGCAAAGAUGUAGUUUAUAUGACUAAAAAAGACGUUACUGGAUUUUAUGUUGGACCUCCACCCUUGGACGCAGGUGACGUCACGAUUAGUGUUGUCGGCGCUAAAACUGUAACUAUGAUUUUCAAAGACACUUUGCCUGCUGAUAUUGGAGAAAUCACUGCAAUCGGCUCAUACGAACCAGUGUAUGCAAUGAAGAUAAGUGAGAAGGAUGGUGAAGAGAAACAAGCUUACGAUGCUAAGAAUAUAGCCGAUCUUGUAAGCCAGACCGAAUACGAUUGGAGCAGUGUCCUAGAGCCUCUCAAGAGCUAUGUUGUUGUGAUAUCUUCCAGCACUGACAAAGGACCCGGCGGAGAUAUGACCAAAGAAUUCAACACUGGUCACGCUUCUGCGACCAUCACGGACGUUGAAGUUUCCUCAACCGCCCGCGAUGUGACAAUCAAGUUAGCCGAUACCAGUCCAGGAGGCAACACCAAAGUCAAGUAUACUCUGAGUAGCAAGGCCGAAGUUAUCGAAGAGAAGGAUUUUGGUGCUGCUAAGGAAGUUACCAUAUCAUACGAUGAUCUUACUCCACUCACAGAGUACACUUUCACUGUCACGGUCCUGACAAAUGAUGAUACACCCUCCGAGACAGCCACACACUCUUUCACUCAAGGACCAACACUCCCAACACCAAUAGAUUCCUCAAAAAUAGUGUUGACUGACAAUACUGCUACAGUGGAAUUCAUGCCAGAAGAAGGUUUCACUUACCGCUUAAAGGUAUCCAAAAAGGUUGCCGAAGUAUGGACAGUUGUGAUGGAGUAUGUUUACCCUGAGCCGGUUGUACCAGCUAAUACCAGCAGCGAAAGUGAGGAUGAUACCAGCAGCGAAAGUGGGGCUGAUAACCUACCUUCACGAAGAAAGCGUAAUGUUACACCAGUUAGUCAUAAAUUUACAGGUCUAGAAUCAAAUGUUGCCUACAAAAUUUCAAUGACCUCCGAGGGAAAUGUUGGUGAAACGGAAACAGUACUGACAAGUGAUCCUGUUGAAGUUGAAGUUACAACUUAUGCCUGUAGUAAAUCUACUUUGACGGACGCGGGAGUAACCGUGAGUUUGGAAGAUAGCGAACAAGUCGUCUCAGACUUUUUGUCUCCAGAUAGUAACGUGCCUUUCACGCUCACCUGUCCGGGUGACCUUGUUGUUAACAUAAUUGACAGUGUAACUGAACUGCUAGGAAACGCUACCACAACCUCUGUCUUGUGCCUUGCCGCAGGAUGGGGCGAUUACAUUGAAUGUGUGGAGGUUCCAGACGACACCCUUAAUAAUGUGAUUGCCACGAUGGACAAUGUACAAACUAAAACCGAGCUCGGAGAAUUAAGGGAGAACGAUACAAUUAGUGACCAGUUCAGACAAUCUGCUGUGAGUCUCACUCGUGCUCUUGUGAAGAAAAGUGAGAGUAAAGCAGAUUUGAAAUCUCUCAACUCUGUUGGGUUUGCUGUUGCAGAGGUUUUGGAGGAUGAGGUAACCAAUGUUUUAGUGCUAUCUGGUGAAACUAACGUAAUAAAAGGUAGCACGAACAAAUACAAUGAAUCUGAAACCUACUUCAAGGUGCUGUGGGUAUGUUGA